Magnolia sinica is the source of this 3622-nucleotide messenger RNA. RefSeq names its product squamosa promoter-binding-like protein 12. The coding region runs from base 314 to 3418 and encodes 1034 amino acids. Gene Ontology annotation, molecular function: protein binding; DNA binding. NCBI's taxonomy places the organism in Eukaryota, Viridiplantae, Streptophyta, Magnoliopsida, Magnoliales, Magnoliaceae. The transcript has 11 exons. The record is from RefSeq and is a predicted model, not a curated record. Gene Ontology annotation, cellular component: nucleus.
GAGAGAGAGAGAGAGGCAGCCAUGAAUGAUGAAAAUGAACGGUGAUGGAGACUUCGAAAACUAGACUUUGAGAACAUCUCUACUUCUCCUUUCAAACGAAUGAAUAGAUAAAAAGAGAGGUGGAGAAGGAUUCCAAAUUCUCGUCUCCUGUGCGCAUGUUGCUAUCGGUGAUGUGGGUGUAUUGUUUAUAGACUUUUGGGGAUGUGGGAGGAUUGUUUGUAGUCUUCCAACGGCUUGUUUGUUGUUGAAAAGGACGCUCGGAAGGUGAAAUGAGGUUUUGGGAGUUGUCUUUGGUGCUUAAUUUCUUAAGGCUAUGGAAAUGGGGGUUGGUCGUGGUGAAAUUCCGAAAAUUCCCACCCCUUUGGGGCGCAAUUCCAUGCUGAAGGGGAAGGAGGUCGUGUCGGGUAGGAAGAAUCAUGACUGGGAUUUGAAUGAGUGGAAAUGGGAUAGCAAUCUCUUUGUUGCAGAGCGGUUAAACAUUGGUCAAUCUCUUGAUAGCUGCAAAGAGCUCCUUCCUAAGGAUGCCGAGAACAGGACGGAUUUUGAGAAACGUAGGAAGCUGUCGGUGUUAGAGGCAGAUGAGUCGGAACAAGGAGAUGACUUGCUGACGCUUAAACUGGGAGGGGAUGUUUUUCCAUUUACAGAGAGAGAGGGCGAGAACUCUGAGUUGAAAGAUGCAAAGAGGUUUAAGGCGCAGCUGGGUGUGCCAAUCCCUUCCCUUUGUCAAGUUGACAGUUGUAACGCGAAUCUGAGUGAAGAGAGGGAUUACCAUCGGCGCCAUAAGGUUUGCGAGAAGCAUGCCAAAUCUGGGAGAGUUCUUCUGAGUGGUGUCUUACAAAGGUUCUGUCAACAGUGCAGCAGGUUUCAUCUGCUGCAAGAAUUUGAUGAAGAGAAGAGAAGCUGUAGGAGGCGCUUGGCUGGUCACAACCGGCGGAGAAGGAAGAACGCCAUUGUUGCUGACCACUCUUUGAAUGAUGAUCAGAGUAGCAGAUACAUCUUAAUAUGUCUCCUGAGGAUUCUUUCCAAUAUGCACUUGAAAAACUCAGACCAGUCAAAAGAUCACGAUAUACUGUUUCAGCUAUUGGGAAUGCUUUCUAGUCCUCUUGGUACACCUGCACCAGCAGACCUUUCCAGACUCAUACAAUCAUCCCAACAUCUGCAGAAUGCUGAGACAUCUACGGGAGUAUGUGCGGAAGGACAACCUGCCUUUCUUUCUAGUUAUCUGAGGGCCCUCACUGUUCCAGAACCUUCCAGACUGCCGUGUUCAACUGGGGCUGCAUCUUCUAUCAUAAGCUGUCAAGACCCUAUAAUGGCCACGGGUAAUUCUAGGCCCGUAAAUGUAUCCAGAGAAGGGAAAGCACAAGUAUCAUUUCUGACAAAAAACUCUUUGGAUGAGAAUAUGGAAUUUAUUCCUUCUCAGGAUUCUAGUGCCCCAUGUCUAAGAAAGGAUGACUCGCGAAGAAGGUCAGUUGCUCCAUGCUCAUCAAUGCCUUCUCUGGAGGCUGAUGGUGGGGAGAGGACCAAAUCAAAGUUGAAUGAUUUUGAUCUGAAUAGCACCUACACUGAAUAUGGGGAUUACAAAGGAUUGGAGAGUCCAUCCCAGAACAAUGGGAAGGUUCAAGCUGGUUCCACCGAUUUUCCUUCACGGCUACAUCAGGAUAUUCAUCAAACUAGCCCAACUCAUAUGAGUGGAAAUUCAGAAUCGACAUCUGACAAAUCACUUUCUAGUUCCGGUGAGGACGUUCAGUGCUGCACAGAUCGGAUCAUUUUCAAACUCUUUGGUAAAGACCCAAGUGAUCUUCCACAUGUUUUACGUGCACAGAUCCUGAACUGGAUAUCUCACAGCCCAACAGAUAUAGAGAGCUACAUAAGGCCCGGCUGUAUAGUCCUUACGAUUUACUUGCGGUUAUCAAAGCAAGCGUGGGAGGAGCUUUGCGGUAAUCUGACUUCCAGCUUGAAAAGGCUUUUAGAGGCUUCAGAUGAUGGUCUCUGGAGAACUGGAUGGAUAUGUGCCAAAGUGGGGCAUCAGCUAGCAUUUGUGUAUGAUGGCAAAGUUCUAUUAGAUGUACCGCUUUUGGGAUAUCAGGAUACUCCUUUUAUUAUAUGCGUCACCCCUGUAGCCGUUGAUCUUUCUUCAGAAGCAGUAUUCACAGUAAAAGGAAUGCACCUGAAGUCGGUCACAAAGCUGUUUUGUUCAUUUCAAGGACAACAAUCAGUCCAUGAAAUUAGUUCCAUUCCCCAAGAAGAGAAUGGUUCCUCUGCAGAUAGCUUCGAAAGCUUUGAUGGGCAUAGUGAUAAGAUUCAGACUCUCAACUUUGCUUGCUCAUUUGCAAACACAAGUGGGAGAGGAUUUAUUGAGGUCGAGCUUCAUGAUCUGAGUGGCGGAUUCCUUCCUUUUAUAGUCGCAGAGCAUGACAUUUGCUCAGAACUCCGUAUGCUGGAGAGUUUCAUCGAUAUUGUUGAGCCUGCUUCUAGUGAAAUGCGCUUGAGGGAUCAAGGCAUAGAGUUUCUACAUGAGUUUGGUUGGCUUCUUGAGAGGGCCCACUUGGUGUCUGGAUCAGAUCUUGCAAUCAAUCAUAGCACAGAAUUUUCUAACAUUAGAUUCAAAUGGCUCCUGGAAUUCUCCAUCGAGCGAGCUUGGUGUGCUGUGGUUAGGAAGAUCCUUAACAUCCUGUUCAAUUCAAGAGGGGUUGAUCAUUCGGUGGAAAAGUUGCUGAAUGAAGUCAGCCCUCUUCACCGGGCUGUCAGGAGAAACUGCAGACCGCUGGUGGAAUUCCUGCUUAAGUACAUCCCAGAAGAGAAACAAGCAUCCAAAGCCAAUCUGGAUUCAAAAUUCUGUGAAAAGAUAUUCAAAUCAAACAUGAGUGGGCCAGCAGGUAUCACACCUCUUCACAUUGCUGCCUCAACCGAAGGUGCCUAUGAUAUGCUGGAUCUAUUAACUGAUGAACCAGAACAGGAUUGGAUACAAACAUGGGAGAAAGGACGGGAUGUGUCUGGGUUUACUCCCGAAGAUUAUGCUCAUCAGAGAGGCCAUGAUCACUAUAUUCAGCUUGUGAAGAGGAAGAUAUCUAGCAAAGCUGCAGGAGCACAUCUGGUCCUAGACAUGUCCAAUCCUUUGUCCACAACAAGGAGGGUCGAAGAGCCUCCGGUGCUGCAGGGAAAUUCAGUGCAGUGUAAGCAGAAGAAUGCCAGUCUUGAUAUAGAUAGUAGAAGCACGGAGCGAGUGAAGUGCAGGGUCUGUGAACAGCUGUCUGCUUGCAGUAGAGGACACAGAGUUCUGAACUACAGACCGGCCAUUCUAUCAGUGGUGGCCAUUGCCGCUGUUUGUGCAUGUGUAAGUCUCCUCUUAAAAACCCCACCUGAAGUCCUCUUUGUGGUUGCAUUCAGGUGGGAGCUGUUAGACUACGGGUACAUAUAGGUGUGUUUGUAGCUUAGAUACAAGUUUAAGAAGAGAUGCAUGCGAACUGUCAAUACUUAAUACUUUAAACAGAAAAAUAUAAUAUUGUAUCUCCUGUAUUCCAAUCUGAUAAAUACAGUGGGCAUGACACCCUUGAUAAAGAGAUGUGCUUUUCAUACCCAUGUCUCUGGCACUUGUGUUAGUAUAAAAUGGACAAAUUGCAGA